AUGAAAACACAAUCUGAUCCUACUGUUACUAUUGUGGAGAACAGCAUCUGCACCCUGAGGAACCUCUCGUACCGGCUGGAGGUGGAGAUGCCCUCCUCUCGUCUCCUCAGCAAUCAGGAGCUCGACACCCUGCUGGGCUUCUCCUUUCCGGGCAAAGAGCUGGACUACCUCUGCUGGGGCAAGAGGAGGCGCGGGAGGAAGCGUGGCGGCUGGCCCGACGACAAGUGGGAUGACGUGGGGCCAAUCCCAGGCUUCUCCCAGCCUCUGAGAGGAGCGGAGCUGCUGUGGCACCCGAUGGUGGUGAAGCCGUACCUCAACCUGCUGGCCGAAAGCUCCAACCCCGCCACGCUGGAGGGUGCCGCCGGGUCACUGCAAAACCUCUCCGCUGGAAACUGGAAGUUUUCGGCGUACAUCCGAGCGGCGGUGCGUAAGGAGAAAGGUCUGCCCAUCCUGGUGGAGCUGCUGAGGAUGGACAACGACCGGGUCGUCUGCUCCGUCGCCACAGCUCUCCGCAACAUGGCUCUUGACAGCCGCAACAAGGAGCUCAUAGGAAAGUAUGCCAUGCGCGAUCUGGUGAAUCGACUGCCCGGCAGCAGCCCAUCGGUGCUGUCGGACGACACGGUGGCGUCGGUGUGCUGCACGCUGCACGAGGUCACCAGCCGCAACAUGGAGAACGCCAAAGCUUUGGCCGACAGCGGAGGCAUCGAGAGGCUGGUGGACAUCAGCAAAGGACGAGGGAAAGGGUAUUCGAUGAAGGUUGUGAAGGCAGCGGCUCAGGUGUUGAACACGCUGUGGCAGUACAGGGAGCUGCGGAGCCUCUACAAACAGGAUGGAUGGAACUACACCCACUUCGUCACUCCCGUCUCCACCCUGGAGCGAGAUCGCUACCGUUCCCAGCCGACCCUGCCCACCAGCCCUCUGCAAAUGUCCCCUGUUAUCCAAUCAGGUGGUAGUGCGACAUCCUCUCCAGCGAUGCUCGGGAUACGAGGACACAGUUCAAACUAUCAGAGGGCGCAGUCAUCUAUGCAACUCGACACCUAUUACGGAGACAACAGUUUACACAAACAGCAGUACACAGGGUCUGAGAAGAAAACGCCGUAUUUCAUUGGGACAUAUUCUUCCCAGUCAGGAGAGGAUUUGAGAAGAUCCCAGCACCCAGAGCCAUUCUACGAUGAGCCCGACAGGAAGAACUACAACAGCUACAGAAUGUACCUGUCCUCCCCACAAGGCUUUGGAGAGGAGCAGUAUGACGACGAGCCAGUCCACCUGACCCCGUCCUCCCCCGACGGCUAUGCCAGCCAGUCCCUCCGGUUCAAAGCUAACACCAACUACGUGGACUUCUACUCUACCACGCGGAGGCCUUCAAACAAGGCGAACAAGUUCACUGGCUCCCCUGACUCCUGGGUGUAGAUAGAAAAGCGCGUACAUCGAGCUUUGUCGUUUCUGUGGGUGUUUGUGUGUGGGGGAGUGCACACGGGUGCUGUAUGGUUGUGUGAAAGGUGGAGGAUGCAUGUGAACGUGUGUGCAUCUGUGUUGCAACUGUGCUGAAUGACCAGGGCGGUGUUUGCUAUGUGCAGCUUUUGAUUAAGUUGCAACAUGUGCUCAAUAAUGCAGAUAAAUUCAAUUUAUUUUUGGCCUUUGUGCCACGUAAAACAGUUCUUUAAGAUGAUAAAAAUAUAUUUCAAACCUUAAAUAUUUUACUUUAACGUAGAACAAUUCAUCCUCGUUUUUUCUUUUGGGAAUUUAAAUGCGGGAAAUCUAGAUGAAAACUUGGCUAAAUUGAGAUUAGUGGUGUUGCAGACUGCCUCCUCGUCGUUCCUAACACUGUCACACGACCACCAGGUGGGCGACCAAACCCAAUGUGACCUCACCGACACUCUCAGCUGUGACCGACCCCUCAGGGGUUGACAACACGGGAAUACAGAAGUGACGAAGUGCAGUUGCCUUUAAAAACAAAAAUCUCCAAACAUAGUUAUAUUCUUGUGACAUCGUGUGGACAGGGUACAAAGAAUCUAACAUUUUGAGCUUUAUCUGCAUCAUUGUGGAUUUUGCACAGUGAUGGACAUAGUCAAAAGAUGCUUUUUGAGAAAACCCAGCCCUGACCAUGUUGUUUACCAGAGUGUUUGUUACCGUCAACUGAUUUCAUUUUUCUCGGCAGUAAAAGUGUGCAGUAUGGUGGCUUUAUAACAUAAAUAUCGUCCGCCAGCAUCAUGUUGAAUACAAGAGAAAAAGAAAUGAUCAAAGCUGAGGCUUUGAUUAGUUCUGUAAAAAAUGUGACACCUGGGCCAAAUAAUAUUUACCAGUGAGUAAGAACACAGGAUGAAAUGCUUAACUCUUAAAAUGACUUUUAAAUAUUAUUUGACCGAGGUUCGGAGAAGAGAAACUUGUUAAUGAUAAGUAUCCUCACUCUCGGGAACCUUUCAAGACUCAGAGAACCGAGGUUACGCCUGUAACCCUUCGCUUUUCUGUAAUGUUGGCCAAAAGUGUAGUAUAUCAUAAAAUAUGUGAAAUAUGUGACAAGAACAUGUGAAAAUCUAUUUGUACAGAUACAAUGGUUUAACCGUCCUGUUACAUUGUUGUAUUCAAUAUGUAGAACUUUAUAUGUGAUUGUGUGGAGAAGAUUUUUCUAUUAUUUAUAGAUUAUUUUUAUUAAUUUACUUGUGACCUGACCAAAAUACCCCAUCUGUGUGUUCUGUCCAAAACUGAAGAUGACGAUGAUGUGCAAUGUUACAGAGGGAGAUGUAUGUAUAGGGAUUAAAGAUUAUAUCAUGACGAUAUCUGAAAGCCGUGCC
Messenger RNA from Paralichthys olivaceus (Japanese flounder), 2792 nucleotides. NCBI's taxonomy places the organism in Eukaryota, Metazoa, Chordata, Actinopteri, Pleuronectiformes, Paralichthyidae. The record is from RefSeq and is a predicted model, not a curated record.